Messenger RNA from Xiphias gladius (swordfish), 2832 nucleotides. It is a transcript of the gene ptger1a, whose product is annotated as prostaglandin E receptor 1a (subtype EP1). The record is from RefSeq and is a predicted model, not a curated record. The transcript is spliced from 3 exons. NCBI's taxonomy places the organism in Eukaryota, Metazoa, Chordata, Actinopteri, Istiophoriformes, Xiphiidae. Gene Ontology annotation, cellular component: plasma membrane. Bases 806 to 1945 code for a protein of 379 amino acids. Gene Ontology annotation, biological process: adenylate cyclase-activating G protein-coupled receptor signaling pathway; inflammatory response; positive regulation of cytosolic calcium ion concentration. Gene Ontology annotation, molecular function: thromboxane receptor activity; prostaglandin E receptor activity.
AAGAUAAAGAAAUUCACGUGGGCUGUGAAACUGAAUCUGAAUCUGUUGAUCAGUCAUCGAUCCAGGCUUCAGAAAACAAAACGCUGGUCAAUGCCUUCACCACAAAUCCAACAGGCUACAACGAGUAAAAGUCACAGGCUCUGAUCUUGUAAAAGGGUCCGUGGCCAAGUGCGUAAAUCCAAACCAUGUGGGGACAUUUAAAAUUGAUAUCUGCAGCAAUGCAAAAUCUAAACGGCUUCGCUGCCCCCAGUGUUCUGGCCAGAAGAUAGAACGGGCCUGUUUGAGAUAACUUCUUCGAAACGUAGGUGACACACGGGGAGUGAGUAACGACAUUAAAGCGUGCUUACGAACUGUACGUCUGGUGUGAACAGAGAGAGGCGACACGAAGCGCAGCAGCAGCAGCAGCAGCGGCAGCAGCAGGGCGACGAGACCUGAACCCGACUUGGGGGGGGGGUCAGGCGCACAGCAGCAGAGACGCCCACGCAGACGAAAAGACGCGCUAUAAAAACGUGACGCGGUAUUUUAGUGUCAGUGAGGAUCCUUUACACGCCACCAUGCAGCAGCUGGGCGGACUCAGACAUGGAAAGUAUUCCGCAAAGGAUACCGAUGCCUUGCACUGGGAAACAUGAUUUCUGAUCUUAAGCAAGAGGCAUUUUUCCAUCUGUUUCUGGACUGCUGAGAGGAUCUCUGGACAUCUGUUUGACACGGAAAACUAUCUUUUGGAUGUUCAGCUGGACUGGGAAGGAUAUCAGAACUAUGUAGUGCCUCCCUUAACUAUGGACCCCCUGACCCUCAGAGUUCAGUGAUGUUAGCUUUGAGCCACUACAACUCCUCAGCCUCCCCGCUCCUCCCUCAUUUCUCUAAUGAAAGUGUAGGAAAGCUGGAGGCCAGGGUGGCUGUUGAAGGGCUGUCGCAGCAGGGAAACUUCACCUUGGUGCAGCCCACCACCAGCGGUGUCAUUGUCGUCAUAUUGUCCAUGACGCUGGGCAUCAUCUCCAACAUUGUGGCCCUCUUCAUUCUGGCUAAUGCCUACUGUCUCCAGCGCCGGCGCUCCAAAGCCACCUUCCUUCUGUUUGCCACUUCACUCGUGGUCACAGAUUUCAUUGGCCACGUGAUCCCUGGUGCCCUGGUACUCCGACUCUACCUUCAUGGAGGUGUGCGCCCAGAGGACUUUGACUCUUCUGAUGGCAUGUGCCAGUUCCUGGGUGGCAGCAUGGUGUUCUUCGGCCUGUGCCCACUCUUCAUGGGCUGCGCCAUGGCUGCUGAGCGCUGCCUGGGUGUCACUAAGCCGCUGCUGCACUCAUCCCUGGUCACCAAAACCCGCACAAAGAUCUGCCUGUCUGUCAUCUGGCUGGCAGCUCUGUGUGUGGCCAUGCUGCCCUGCUUUCAGCUGGGCUCCUACACCUACCAGGACCCAGGGACCUGGUGCUUCAUUAAAGUGCUCAAUGACACUGAGGAGGUGGAUGUGGCAUUUGUGGUGCUGUUCUCUGGACUUGGUCUGACCUCGCUGGCUGUGGCGCUGGUGUGUAACACCAUCAGCGGACUGACGCUGGUGCUGGCUCGGCUCAGGAGGCAGCCCGGCUCCCCUCACUCUGCCAAGUCCCACGACAUAGAGAUGGUGGUGCAGCUGGUCGGCAUCAUGGUCACCUCAUGUAUCUGCUGGAGCCCUCUGCUGAUCUUUGGCCUGAUGUCCGUGAUCCGCUCCUACACAGGAUCCAUUGGGAACAGCCUGUCCAACUAUGAAACCCUGAUGGUGAUGGGCGUGAGGCUGGCCACAUGGAACCAGAUCCUUGACCCCUGGGUCUACAUAUUGCUGCGCCGCACAGUCCUCCGCAAAAUCUACCUCAUUGCUAAGUGCCAGGUGGGCCUGAGGGGUAAUAUGUUAGGCCGCUGGGAGCCCACCUCUUUUCCCAGCUCAGAAAAGAAGGAAGUCAACCAAGUGUGAGCUGAAAAAAGGAUUGAUAUCGAUACUUCGUGGAUGUACUCUGUCACCAGGUUAUUGAACAUAUGACGAACUCGGCGUGCAAAGACAUUUAGAUGGAGAGUCCCACAUAGCGGCAGGUGGAAAGAACAGAUUAUUGUGGCUGUGAUAGUGGAGCAGACCAGUCUCAGCUGGUCCACUUGAGAAAUGUUUCAUGGAUUCAAUCAAAAUUUCUCUUUCAUACUCACUCAAAGUUUACCAGUGUGUUCAUUGUGUGACCUUACAAAUGGAAGCUAGCUAAUGCUGUGAUUUUGCACAAAAUAUCAUAAACUUCAUAUUGUUUACUUAUAAUAAGUGAACAUUCCUUAUUAUUAUUAUUAUUAUUAUUAUUAUUAUUAUUGUAUUCUCAUUUGGAAAUUAAUAACAACGAAGGGCAUAGAUGUAGGUUGCAGGAUAUGAGUGUAGUAUGCACGCUGCAGAAGGUUGCGGGAGUGAUCUGUACAGAGGGACAGAGUGUUAUUUGAUUUUAUUUCUCAAACUCCUUUUCCUCAGCUUUGAAAGUCAAAAAAAAUAAAUUGCACAGUGACUUGCUCUUACAUUAGACAAAUGGGAAAGAAUUGAGCUGUAUUGGUGUAACCAUCAGAUGGAGCUCCAGAGUAAACCCAGAAGUAUUUUGAGUGUAUUUGUAAUGUUAAGUAUUCUGCUGAAUGUAUUUCAUAAAGGAAUGUUAAUGUUCAAAUACUGUGGAGUCUAUGAAUGUUUAAGUUUAAACAUGCUUUCCCUGUGUUUAUACAGUGCUUUAUGUGAACUAAUGUAAGAUUUUAUAAGUUAAUACUUGAACUGUACCCUCAAUUUACUGAGGAAAUGUAAACAACUUUUAAUGUAAAUAAAACAAGGCAAUGUGACGUGUA